CGGACACGGUGCUCCGAGGCGCAGGGCGCAGGACGCACCGAGGACGCGCGUAAAAACGCGUAAAAGUGAUUCAACCAGACUCAACUCACAGCGACACAGUGUUUCAUUCCUACCGGAACUCCCGCAGACUACACCUCGGACUUUUCUUUGUUUCCAAGCUCUGUCUCCUCAGAUGAUGCCUGUGUUUCUCACAUGGAAUGUUCGCCCAACACUUUGGAUACAUAAUGUGAAGGUUUGUGUCGGAAUAACCACAGACGCUGAGUGAAGGAAAUCUAAACUCCCCAGUUCGACCAUUGAAGCUUGUUUCAAGUCCAAAAGUGCGGGAUGGGGCCGUCAUCUACACUGCUUUUCAUUGCUUUUUUGGGCUGGGCUGAAGGUUCAUCUCUUCACUUCUCAGACGGCCGCUCCAGCCGUCUUUCCCUGGAGAAAACCUUCGGUCGGUCAGUCAAAGACUCCCAGUGCCAACACAUGCUGAAACACCUCCACAACGGAGCCCGGAUCACUGUGCAGAUGCCUCCUAAUGUAGAGGGCCACUGGGUGUCCACCAGCUGUGAGGUGAGGCCAGGUCCAGAGUUCCUGACUCGCUCCUACCGUUUCUACUCCAACAACACCUUCCAGGCCCAUCAGUUCUACUAUGAAGACAACCACUGCACCAAGCCCACCUACACGCUGGUGGUCCGAGGGCGUCUGCGCCUACGACAGGCUUCCUGGAUCAUCCGGGGCGGCACAGAGGCAGAGUACCAGCUCCACCGAGUCCAGAUGGUUUGUCACACCACCACCGUGGCCAAAGAGCUGAGUCAGAGACUGAACCGAAGCUGCCGAGGGCCUGUGAAGGGUCCCUGGGAGCCGAACGUGAUCUAUGAGCUGUGGAGCGAGGAGGGUGGCUACGACUGCUCCAGGGAGCUUAACUUCGCCAUGCAUGAGCUGCAGCUGCUGAGGGUGGAGAAGCAGUACAUGCAUCACAACCUCGACCACCUGGUGGAGGAGCUGUUUCUUGGUGACAUCCACACGGAGCCGUCGCAGAGGUUGUACUACAAACCGUCCAGCUACCAGACCGCCCUCCAAAAUGCCAAGAACCACGACCACGGCUGCAUUGCGUGUCGGAUCAUCUACCGUUCAGAUGAGUUCCACCCACCCAUCCUGCCGCCCCGGGCCGACCUCACCGUGGGUCUGUAUGGCCAGUGGGUGAGCCAGCGCUGCGAGGUCCGGCCCGAGGUGCUCUUCCUCACCCGUCACUUCAUCUUCCACGACAACAACCACACCUGGGAGGGCCACUACUACCACUACUCUGACCCCAUCUGUAAACACCCCACAUUCACCAUCUACGCCCGCGGCCGGUACAGCCGAGGCCUCCACUCCACCCGCGUCAUGGGUGGGACGGACUUUGUCUUCAAAGUGAACCACAUGAGGGUGACGCCUAUGGACUUGGCCACUACCUCCCUCCUCAACGUCUUCAACGGUAAUGAGUGUGGAGCGGAGCGGUCCUGGCAGGUCGGGGUGGAGCAGGAUGUCACCGUGACCAAUGGCUGUGUGGCGCUGGGCAUCCGCCUACCCCACACAGAGUACGAGCUGUUCCGCAUGGAGCAAGAUGCUCACGGACGAUACCUGCUCUACAACGGCCAGCGUCCCAGUGACGGCUCCAGUCCGGAUCGCCCGGAGAAGCGUGCCACCUCCUACCAGAUGCCCCUGGUCCAGUGCUCGGCCAGCAGCCAGUCAUCCGAGUACGGCCGGGGGGACGACAUGGACAGGCCUCCACGGCUCCAUAACAGCUGCAGGGGGCGGCACAGGGACGGCCACAAACAUGUCACGGUGCCUCUCAUCCUCUUUGUCACAUCUCUGCUUCUUUGCUGGCAAAGCUAGAGGGCAGUUUCCUCCAGAGACACAACAGAGCCAACAUGUGGAUUACAAGAAGACUGAGCAGACAGAAACCACAAACUGAACCCUUUUAUUUUCCCUUCCUUUCUGAGGAUGAAGUCCCUCUACAUUUUCCAGUUACCAAAGACUUGACACUGCUGCACCACAUUAACUGCACUUUAAGUGGAUCCAAAGACCGACCUGUCUGUUUCCACAAAUAGACAAAGAGAUCUCUCCAGUAUAUUCACCACUCAGAGUAUGUUCUAUACUGUCCUUUAACUACAGCCAUCAAGUCAUGGCUCGGUGCUGCAGAGAUGCAAUCACAGACAUGGAAACUUUUUCUACAAUGAACUCUUGACAAUAAGCUUCCUGUCUCACCCAGAUAUGGAGUUAUGCUUUUGGGUCAUUGAUGUUUACAAUGAAAGGGAACUACAAUACUUAUAUUAAAGCCUUCUCUUCAAAUAUAGCCGUACGAAGUUGUGAACUCAGCAGUUGUCUUCUGUUCUGCAUACAGAUCUUACUGGUUGGAUGCUACAGUGAAUCUGACAUCUGCAGACAAUUACUUUCUGUGCACUCUGAAGAGAAACUGUUGUACUCUAUUGUACCGCACAGACAGUCACAUCCUUUGUGGCCAACACUUGUUUCCACUGGGACGAUUCUGAAUAGUUCAUACUUAGGUUAAGAAGCUUCAUCUGGGGAAAGGGCAUAUAACAGAGAGUUGCCUCAACAGUGUAAGAGUUCACAUACACCAAUAAAAAAGUUUUUUAAGUCA
Molecule: messenger RNA, 2626 nt
Organism: Sphaeramia orbicularis (orbiculate cardinalfish)
Lineage: Eukaryota; Metazoa; Chordata; Actinopteri; Kurtiformes; Apogonidae
Product: protein APCDD1
Exons: 5
Coding region: 325-1860 (511 amino acids)
Biological process (GO): negative regulation of Wnt signaling pathway
Cellular component (GO): plasma membrane
Molecular function (GO): Wnt-protein binding
Source: RefSeq, a predicted model, not a curated record